AUUUCAAAGUAGAAGACUCAGUGGUCACCGGGUCAUUUCUUUUUGUUAUUUAUUAUUUUAAGAAGGAUUUGGUGUGAAGUAUGAUGUUAAAUAACGCUAAAUUAUUGAAGAAUGUCGCAAACAAGAGCAGCUCUUGUUUUCCAGUUCCAAAGCUUCUUGAGAACUUGAUGCCAGCACUGUCACUUAUCCCGGUGCGGACAGAAUAUACACGCCCAGGCUAUGGAUCUAGAUACGGUUUCACCAACUGGCCAAUGAAGAAAGAUUACACAAAACGGCAAUGUGUGAAGGAGAACUUUGUAACCAGAAUGCGACUUAAUGCCAUCAGGAAAAACAACAUUUUACCACUGGAACUCAGACAAAUUGCUGAUAAGGAGAUAGCAGAGGAACCAAGAGACAGUAACCCUAUCCGUUUGGUGAAUCGCUGUGUAUUGACUGGUCGUGGUAGAGGCACUGUGCAGCAUUACAGAGUGUCACGAAUCAUGUGGAGACAUUUUGCAGACUAUAAUAAAUUAUCUGGUGUUAAAAGGGCAUGUUGGUGAUGUUCUUCAAUGUGAAAAUUUACUUUGGAAAAAAUUAAAAUUUUAUUU
This is a messenger RNA of Dreissena polymorpha, 587 nucleotides long. RefSeq names its product 28S ribosomal protein S14, mitochondrial-like. The record is from RefSeq and is a predicted model, not a curated record. Lineage: Eukaryota; Metazoa; Mollusca; Bivalvia; Myida; Dreissenidae. Bases 81 to 539 code for a protein of 152 amino acids. Gene Ontology annotation, molecular function: structural constituent of ribosome. Gene Ontology annotation, cellular component: ribosome; mitochondrial small ribosomal subunit. Gene Ontology annotation, biological process: translation. The transcript has 3 exons.